Messenger RNA from Corticium candelabrum, 2121 nucleotides. Its product is annotated as segment polarity protein dishevelled homolog DVL-3-like. The record is from RefSeq and is a predicted model, not a curated record. The transcript has 17 exons. Gene Ontology annotation, molecular function: frizzled binding. Gene Ontology annotation, cellular component: cytosol. Lineage: Eukaryota; Metazoa; Porifera; Homoscleromorpha; Homosclerophorida; Plakinidae. Gene Ontology annotation, biological process: intracellular signal transduction; canonical Wnt signaling pathway. Bases 66 to 1949 code for a protein of 627 amino acids.
ACGUUCUUGAAUGCGUAGCGCCUCCGAACCGCAGGCAUUUGACUGUUUACACUCUCGGAGAGAAGAUGGCGACGGAGACGAAGGUGAUAUACCACAUCGACGAGCAGGAAACUCCUUACCUUGUCAAGCUGAACCAGAAUCCUGAUGAAGUGAAGUUAAGAGACCUAAAGGAGGCUCUCAAUCGGCCAAAUUAUAAGUUCUUUUUCAAGUCGAUGGACGAGGAUUUCGGUGUGGUGAAAGAAGAAGUCACAAGCGACGAGGCUUCACUCCCUUGUGUAAACGGCAGAGUCGUUGCUUGGCUCGUGUCUGGAGACAGUUCGAGCGAGAAGGGUUCCGACAAGGUUGUCAAGACUGACUCGAGGAGCCAUGAAGAGGUAGAACUGGAAAGCUCAAGAAAUCGACAGGGCGGCCACAGAAGGAGAGAUGCUCGAAACCAGAGAGAUGGUCGUCGAUACAGAGAUCAAGCCAGUGUGUACACCGAUGAAAGUUGUAGUAUCUACACGACCGAAACCGAGAACAGCAGCUACCUGGAUUCAGCUGAUGAUGCAACAAGUUGUUACACGUCUGAUACAUACAUGACGUCGAGUACACACACAGGACACUCGCACCACAGCUCCAGACGACAUGGCAGACGACGCCAUCAUCAUUCAAUGCACAGAGCACCGUCUUAUAGCAGCGUUAGCAGCUCCACAAUGUCAAUGCCAAUUGUGACUAUCCAUCUAUCGAUGGAGAAAACCAAGUUCCUUGGGAUUAGUAUUGUUGGCCAAGCCAAUCGGACUGGCGAUGGAGGCAUCUAUGUGGGCUCUGUCAUGAAGGGAGGAGCAGUAGCCGAGGAUGGAACCAUUCAAGCAGGCGAUAUGAUUCUUCAGGUUGGUGAUGUGAGCUUUGAGAAUAUGAGCAAUGACGAUGCCGUUCGUGUGCUACGAGAGACUGUGCAUAAGCCAGGGCCACUGAAGCUGAUUGUUGCAAAAUGUUGGGAUCCAGAUCCGCAACCAUUUUUUGAGCCUAGAACGGAUCCGAUUAGACCGAUUGAUCCAUCUGCUUGGGUGCAACACACACAGCUUGCACGACAGGAUUUACUCCAUCCUAUGGGUAACAGUCCAACUAUGAGCUCCAUGACGACAUCGAGCUCCUCCUUCUCAAACUCCCUGCCCGAGUCAGACCGUGGGAUGGACUACACGGGACCAAAGCUACCAGAGUCUACACCUGCACCAGUUGUUGUACAAAAAAUGUCAUUACCCGAGUCAGGGCUUGAGGUCAGAGAUCGAUUGUGGCUGAAGAUGACAAUUCCAAAGGCGUUUACCGGCUCUGAUGUGGUCGACUGGCUGUAUAAACGUGUGGAGGGGUUCAAGGAGAGACGUGAAGCCAGGAAGUAUGCGUCUCAGUUGCUCAAGAUGGGCCUCAUUAAACACACAGUCAACAAGAUCACCUUUUCGGAGCAAUGCUACUAUAUAUUUGGUGACAUCCCAACAAACAGUAUGGCUGGAUUGCGGCUCAACGAGGAAGGAGAAACUGACACCCUUGGUCCUCUACCCGGUGCCAUGCCAUGGGGAAUGUCUGCACCUGUUGGACCCGUGGGCAAUGCUGUUCCUCCGGGACGAUACCAACUCCCUCAGUACUUGGCGUACACAACAAAUGGAUCACAACCACAGGGUACCUACUCGAGUGCGAGCCGAGCAUACUCACAGACGACGUCAGGAAGUGGGUCGGGAUCAAGCCACAGUGCUGAUGAUAAGAAUAAGAAAAAGGGUAAAGACAAGCGGUCGUUCCUUCCGGAGAGCGAUCAGCUAUCGCAGUACACGAACGACACACUGACUGAUACGGCAAGCAUCAUCUCGUCUCUCGUCAUUCCUCGACAAUUUCAGAAGGAGGGAAGUAUCAUUAGCGGACGAGAGAGUGUGAGAGAAGCGGGAGAGAAUCCAUGCGAGUUAUUUGUGGACGUGAUGUAACUUAAGACACAAUGUAGCGAUGAGUAACAGUAAGUUGAACAGAUGUACAUCACCGUCUUCACUUUGGAUGGAGUGCAUGCAUGUCUGUGUACAUAUUGUGGGUAUAUUCAGCUUGUGCGCGGAUGCAUCGGGCUGUAAGUUGCAGAUUAGAUGUGAAGAGUUUACAUAAACA